Messenger RNA from Trypanosoma cruzi, 846 nucleotides. RefSeq names its product mucin-associated surface protein (MASP), putative. NCBI's taxonomy places the organism in Eukaryota, Euglenozoa, Kinetoplastea, Trypanosomatida, Trypanosomatidae. The record is from RefSeq and is a predicted model, not a curated record. Bases 1 to 846 code for a protein of 281 amino acids. The transcript has a single exon.
AUGGCGAUGAUGAUGACUGGCCGUGUGCUGCUGGUGUGUGCCCUCUGCGUGCUGUGGUGCGGUGCCGGUGGCAGAUCUGACGGGGGAAAAACGCCAGGCUCUGAAAGUGGACCCAGUAUUCGUGGGGUUGAUGAAGUCUCCGAAAGCGCCAACGGUCAGACGGCGUCUGGUGAAGCGGGAAACCCUACUGUACAACAAACGCAGCUGAACAACGUUGGGGGUCCUUCACUCGGGGCUCCGCCAUUGCAAGCUGAUUUACCGCCUGAAUCAACAGUACAGCAGACACAAAUCGACACCGAGCCUACGGAUUCACUGUCACAUUCACAAUCAUUGGGCGAAGAGCGGCAAGGUGGAUCAUCCGAUGGUUCUUCAGGGAAACCGGCGGCUUCUCCCAGUCGAGAGGACAGGGAGAAUGAAUCAAUUGGAGAUCAACCGCGCAAUGAUCCGCCAUCUUCUUCAAUUAACAACGAUGUUGUCAGCAGUAAUAGUGAGGAGCGCACAGAAGAUACUCCGAGGCGUGCUGAAAUUAUUGAUGCCGCACCGUCAGAAGAGGGGCAGGAACGUGAAAAUGUCACUCCUUCCUUGGAACAACCUCGGGAAACUUCCACGGCCGCACCGGCCGUUACCAUUCAAACAAGUUCCAUGACGACAUCUGACGAUGGUGCUCUUGACACCGUCAAAAUGAGUGAUGCAUCACUCCAAUCAACAGGCACCGCCAACACAAAUGUUACGACGACGCCUGCCGAAAACGACAGCAGCACCGCGGUCUCCCACACCACCUCUCCUCUUUUGCUUCUUAUUGUUGUUGUUGCGUGUGCGGCUGCUGCUGCGGUGGUGGCCGCGUGA